Polyodon spathula (Mississippi paddlefish) is the source of this 5992-nucleotide messenger RNA. Its product is annotated as kinesin-like protein KIFC3. The record is from RefSeq and is a predicted model, not a curated record. Gene Ontology annotation, molecular function: microtubule binding; microtubule motor activity; ATP binding. Gene Ontology annotation, biological process: microtubule-based movement. The transcript has 19 exons. Bases 590 to 3427 code for a protein of 945 amino acids. Lineage: Eukaryota; Metazoa; Chordata; Actinopteri; Acipenseriformes; Polyodontidae.
ACUGGAAACUAGAAACAGUACAGAAAAAGAGGGUUAGAGAGGGAGAGAAACAAAGAAAGGGUUAGAGAUGGAGAUUUGGAGAGUAGGGGGGAGAAUGUGAAUGCGGAGAGGGAAGGAGAAAGAAAUUGAAGGCAGAUACCAAGGAAGAAAUACAAUAGCUUGGAGAACAACAAGACACACAAAGAAAAUCAGAAUCUGGGAUAAGAUUCAUUCCAUUAGACCUGUUCUUGUGUUAAUUAGCUUCUGCUGAAUAGCUAUUCAGAGACAGAUGGUCUAUUUCAAGAAGCUGGGGUCUCUUGUGGAUUUGCAGUUCUAAUGCCGCUGUGAGAAGAUUGUUACAUAGUAACAGAGAGAAGGCAUACGAGACUGAUUCCAGAAAAUAGGAUCCUAUCAGUACAACACUAACUGUUAGUAAUCAGAGCAAUCACAGGUCUGGACUGUAUCCCUGGAUUUUAUACUUAUACUUUUAUUGACUUCCUCCUGCCUUGGUUUUGAAGAUGUAUGUAUAAAAACAGGCCUAGUCUAGAUUUCAGCUUGCCCCGGGUGAUCCACAGGAUUUUGUUCUUGUCUUUGCAACCUGUUUUCAGAGAUGUAUGCAUUCUACUCACUGCUCGUCUACAUUUUCUACACCCUCUUCAAGAGGGAGGGGCCUCGCGAGGAUGAGACAGGGUCACAGCUGGAGGAGGGGGUCUCGGCUCAGGGGCCUGGCAGUGUCUCCAUAGAAACAAUGAGCAGGAGAGGGAGAGAUGGUCCACAUCUGUCUGUGAGAGAGGGUGUAUGUUCUGGGCUCAGAGACUCUGACAGCAGCAGCUCUGACAGUGAAGGACUGAGUCUUAGUGAGGAAGAUGAUGAUGGUGGUGAUGAACACUUGCUUGGAGAUGCUACCUCCCCCCUUGCUGAGUUCCUGUCCUUCAAACAGGAAGCUGUUGGGGGAAGGCACAAGGAGGCUCUCAGUGGAAAGGCCAUGGACUCGCCUCUCCUGUCUGUCAUGUCACACCUGCUCACAUUCCUGGAGCGUUACUUUCACAUGCAGCGUCUUCAGCAGCGAGCCCAGGAGUACCGCAGCCAGCUGCGCGUGCUCGAGACGCAGCGCAGGAAACGCAUCAAAGAGCUGCGAGCCGCAUACCGCCAGAAACUGAGAGACAAAACGAGUGUGAUUGACAACUUAGAGGGGGUCAUCAGUGAGCAGCAGAGCCUGUUGGAGCAGAUUCAGACCGGCGGUGGCAGCCUGUACCCCCUGUACCCUGUGCCUGUCUUGUCCCCCCUCAGCCCCCAUGCUAAGGGGGGGAUUCACCAACUGGUGGAGUCCAUCUCCUCUCUGCAGGGGGAGAGGAACACGCUGCUGGAUGAGCUGGCGUCACUCAGGCAGGAGGUGGAGCAGCGGGGCUCAGAGAAGGAGAAGCUUGCUUCUGACUUCCAACAGCAGAUUCAAGAUCUGAAGCAGAGUAUUGAGGAGCGAGAAGAUGCGUUGACUCGGCUUAGAACAGAGACGGGAGUGACAGACUCUGAAAAGAGGAUCCUCCACCUGACAGCGGAGAAUGAGAGUCUGAAGCAAGGCCUGAGUGUCACCCAGAGACUCUUGCAGCAGCUAUCUAGCAUCCCUUCACAGUCCAACACAGCACUCAUCAAGGAGAAUGAGUCAUUGAGGACCAGGGUUCACCAGCUGGAGACCUCCUUGCAUCUCCGAGCUGAGCAGCUGUCUCGACUGGAGAGAGAGAACGAGCAGACAGAGUGGAGGAAGAGAGAAGAGCUGAGGCAACUCGAUGACAGGAUACAGGGUCUUCAGCUGGAACUGGAAAAGGAGAAGGGCAGAGAACCAGAGAUACAGUACAUUUCUAAGACCGUGGAGGUGGAGUCUCCUGCAACUCUCAGAUCACUGGCUAAUGCCGAGGAGAGAAACAAGCAAUUCUCUGAGCAGCUUUCGGACCAGAGCAAGAGGUGUAGCCACUUGGAGGAGCAGCUCAGGGGGUCAGAGGAAGUAGCUGUCGGCCUGAGGCACAAGAUUGUGGAGUAUGAGUCGGAGAUUGGGAAACUCAGAGAGGACCUGCUAAAGGAGAUCACUCAUCUGGAGGCCACGAAGGAUGAGGCAGUGAAAGAGGCAGCAGAGUGCUCCGAGCAGCACCUGGACCAGCUCCGUGAGCAAUUCACAAGCGUGCAGAGUCACCUGGUAGCCCUCCAGCCUGCCCUCAGGUCAAUGAAGAGCAACUACAACAGUCUGCGGAGCCAAGUGUGCAACUUCUCACAGUUCUAUGAGGUGGCUGUGAACGAGGCCAAGAGACAGAUUUGCUCUGUUGUCAGCGAAGUGUCUGAGGCCAAUCGAGAUCUCCUGGAAAAGUAUAGAAAGGAAGUGGCCCUGCGCAGGAAGUACCACGAGCAGCUGAUGGAGCUCAAAGGUAAUAUCCGUGUCCUGUGUCGUGUGAAGCCCGUCAUGGCUGAGGAUCAGCAGGAGGGAAGCCACACCACAGUGGUGACAACAGACCAUGACAAUGAUUCAAUUGUCACCAUGCUGCACAAGGGGCGGGAACGAACAUUUGAGCUCGACAAGGUCUUCCAGCCCCAGGCCACACAGGAAGAGGUGUUCCAGGAGAUUGAAUCCUUGGUGACUUCCUGCAUUGAUGGCUACAAUGUGUGCAUCUUUGCUUAUGGGCAGACCGGCUCAGGAAAGACCUACACCAUGGAGGGCAGUGUGGAGAACCCUGGGAUUAACCAGCGUGCUUUGAAGGCUCUAUUCAAUGAGACUGAGGACCGGAAGGGCAUUUGGAGCUACCUCAUCACAGUCAGUUUAGUGGAGAUCUACAAUGAAGUACUCCGGGAUCUCCUCAGUAAGGAUCCCAGUGAGAAGUUGGAAAUCAAGAUAAAUCCUGAUGGGAGUGGGCAGCUGCAUGUCCCGGGGCUGAGGAUCAUCGAGGUGAAGAACUUUCAACACAUCAAGAAGAUUCUGGCUCUGGGCCGAAGAAACCGGAUCACUCAUGGCACCAAGAUGAACCAGCACAGCUCCCGCUCACACACUCUGCUCACCAUCACUGUGACUGGCACUGACCUCUCCAGCGAAGCCAGGACUACUGGGAAGCUGAACUUGGUGGACCUGGCUGGUUCAGAGCGUGUUUGGAAGUCAGGGGCAGAGGGAGAGAGGCUGAAGGAAGCUCAGAACAUUAACCGCUCCCUGCUGGCUCUUGGGGAUGUUAUCCAGGCACUGAGAGCCAAGCAGACACAUGUCCCCUUCCGAAACUCCAGACUCACCUACCUGCUCCAAGACUCACUUGGCAAGGGCAAUAAGACAGUGAUGGUGGUGCAGAUCUCCUCACUGGAGUCAAAUGUGGGUGAGACGAUGUGCUCCCUGAAGUUUGCACAGAGAGUUUGUAAAGUGGAGCUCGGCCCAGCAACACGGAAAAUAGAGUCUCCCGGCAGCUCAGACUUUUUCUCUUAGGAGCUAUUCUGUCAAUACACUCUCUCAUCUAACAGAUGCAGCAGCAGUGAAAUUUCUUUUGCAAAAAAAAAAUAAACACAUAACCUUCAGUGACAAUGGUGCUAAUGCUUGGGCUAUGAACUCCGUUUAGAGUGGAGGUUCGAUAACACAGCCGAGGUAGUAAACCAGGGGUGCAUGGUUGGUUUUGAUUUAGGAGACUUGGGUGUUGUUGCUUGCCUAUUUCUAACCAGCUCUGCUGAAGCUGAUUUUUACCCUUGGCAGUGUCUUUCUACAGUUCUACACAACCUCUUCCUCAAAGUCACGCACUGACUUUCCUCUUUGUGCUAAAUAAGACAUCAAACUUUUUACAGAGUUAGGGAAAGGGAUGCUAAAGAUGAUUAAGGGCGCUUUCACACCUAGUUCAUAUGACCCUUUGAUGUGGAUUGAAGUACGGUUUGGUUCGCUUUGAGUGAUAUGUGAAACCUCUGAGAACCACAUAAUCGUACCAGGAUGCGCAUCAAGCCAAGAGAGAUUGCUUGAAAUGAUGGUCUUGGUUCGUCUGUAAGGGGACUCAGUAUGUUUACUUUGCUCUGUUUCAACUUUUUGCAAUAUGAUACAAAACGUAUUCCAGUUCACUUGUAAACGAACUGCUGCAAUAGUGAAGCAAAUCGUGGAAGUGAUAUACUUCAGCGAGCACCAAGGAAACUGUCUCCCGGGCUUGACAAAACACACACACACACACAUACAAGACAGCAACACCAUAAUGUCACAUGUACACAACAGCACAAAACAACAAAAAUACUAUAGGACUGAUUUACUAACUGGCAGACCCUGGAUAUUCAGUGAAAUUACGUUAACAGUGUUUGAGAUUUAAUUACAAUUGCAGCAAGGGUGUUCUUUGAGCAUGAUAGCAAAACUGUCUAUUAUAAUUAUUAACUAUUAUAAUUGUGCCAUAUUCACUCGCAGAGAAAACAAUGUGCCAAGACAAAGCUGUCGGUACAGACGGCAUUUGUGCUGCUCUACCUGAGUUCAGUAAACCAGCUCCUGUUGCAUCUGUAUCUCACCACACUCAUGCAAAAACAUUCACAACAAGCUAUUAUUGUUGUCAUUAUUAUCAAUAACAGCUAAAUUGCAGUCGCUUGAACGUACACGUACAUCAUUUUCAAAAUCAUGAUUGUCUGGCAUUUCCUCCAAAACAACAGUCUUUUUCUAACAAAUUAUUGAUGCUCUUUCGGCAUGUUAGGUUUCUUCUGCAAUGAUUUAACGUUGUAAGCACCAAAUAAACCAAAAUAACACGGACAACAGCACAAUCACAUCACAUAAAGUAUUCCCCAUGUUGGGCAUGAUGGAAAAAGUUUUUCCAGCGAGAAUUUCUGCUUUAGUUCUCAGCAAGAGCAGAGUGUGAUUGAAAAAGUGUAAUGUGAAACCAAUAGAACUGGAUGAAGCUGCAUGUUAACCAAACAAACACAUUUGAAUGAACUUUAAAAGAAACUCAAGUUUGCUUGAAUUUUUCUGGAGUGAAAUGAACCAAAAGCUAACUUGAAAAAAAAAUUAGAUUGUUUGCAAGUGAAUCACGAUUAGAAUCACUUGCAAGUAAACUAGAUGUGGAAGUGCCCUAAACACUUAAACCCACUUCCCUGUUAAUCCAAAGCAUCCAUCUGAAUUGAAGUCUUUACACACCAUCAUUACCAAUCCACUUUCCAUAUUUUUAUUGCUUAAAAAACUGCUUAAGAUUAUUCUGGAGGCAAAUGAAGAAGUGUCAUUUUAAACUUAGGUACACUGAAAUCAUGGACAUGCAUACUAUAUACAGAUCCCUGACAGUUAUUUGAAACUGAAAAACAAGACAAAUGUGUUCAUCAUUUUAGAUAAGAUCUUCAAAUCAUGCUAAAGAGGAAACCUCAAAAACAGUUAAACCCUUCAAAUUCACCUUGGGUGAGAAAGUGUCUGAAAUAAUGUGACACAUACUCGCUCUUCACCUGGAAAACAGUAGAACAUGUGAAUAGUGCUUAAUCUGAUGUUUCUUGCUAAAAUAUAUCAAAUAAUAAUAAUGAUAUUAGUAAUAAUCAAAUUAUAUUUCAUAGCCUCUAUUGCUUGUUGAUAUAACUGAACAAAAUGCUAGCAGAAUGAAGUGCAUAUGCUGUGGUUUGUAGUUAUAUUCCUUAUUACAUUCUGUAAGUGACUGUUGUUCAGUGGUUUGGUAUGGGUGUCUGACAGCAGUGCAAGAGGUUAGUAUGAAUCUAUGUGGGAAAGAAAUUCCAGUGUUGCCUAAAACAUAAAAGUUAAAUUAUGCCAUUUUAAGUGCCAUUUAUUACACAUUUAAUAAUUUCCAAUGUACAGUGUGUUUACUAUAUAUCUCCAGUACUGUUGUAAUAUCUACUAUAUCCCUGUAAUGUCUUCCUGUUGCCCUUUCAAGUGAACUUGAAUCCUAAAGUUUUCUGGCAGCUUCCUGCACUGUAGUUAGUGGGCACGCACAUGUAAUAGCAGAGAAGUGCUAUACAAUAUGGAGAAGUAAAUGACAAUGCAAAUCUCCUGACACUGAAUGUUUUACCUUAUGAAUAAACUGUUUAAUAUCUGUGUGUGUGAUUG